This is a messenger RNA of Saccostrea echinata, 4017 nucleotides long. RefSeq lists its product as uncharacterized. The coding region runs from base 1 to 4017 and encodes 1338 amino acids. NCBI's taxonomy places the organism in Eukaryota, Metazoa, Mollusca, Bivalvia, Ostreida, Ostreidae. Gene Ontology annotation, cellular component: signaling receptor complex. The record is from RefSeq and is a predicted model, not a curated record. Gene Ontology annotation, molecular function: protein binding; transmembrane receptor protein tyrosine kinase activity; ATP binding. Gene Ontology annotation, biological process: positive regulation of kinase activity; cell surface receptor protein tyrosine kinase signaling pathway; multicellular organism development. The transcript is spliced from 25 exons.
AUGGCUGCCUUGCGGCAGAAAACGAACUUGAAAAAGUUUGGUUCUCCUUGCUACACACUGGUAACUCAGGUCUCAUAUUAUCAAGUGAACGAGUGUAUCUGUCAUGGUUGGUGGGGAUGUACAAUGUGGAGAUCAUGUACAAGAAGUAGCUAUUACAGAGCGAGACGGUGUUGUCCUGGGUAUCAGUCCGAUUGUACCACACCGAUUUGUCAUUGUCAACACGGCGGUACUUGUGUAGCACCUGGUGUGUGUCGAUGUCCGACUGGUUAUUCGGGAAACAAUUGUGAAAGGCCGAUAUGUUUUCCACCAUGUCAACAUGGAAGAUGCUACCGACCUCAGCAGUGCUCUUGUUAUCCUGGAUACUCGGGAAAUCGAUGUCAAAUACCAAUAUGCAGUCCAAAAUGUCAACACGGAGGAUCUUGUGUGAGCCCAAACACCUGUUCUUGUCUUAAUGGUUACUCAGGACACAACUGCAACAUUCCAAUUUGCCGUCCAGUCUGUAGAAAUGGAGGUACUUGUGAUGGAAACCGUAUAUGUCGGUGUACGCCUCAAUACACCGGAUCGACAUGCACUAUACCGGUAUGUCAACCAAUUUGUCGGAAUGGAGGAACAUGCAUAGCACCAAAUUAUUGUGCAUGUGACAAAACUUACACUGGUCCAACAUGUGCCACACCAUUGUGUUCCCAUCAUUCCCCAUGCUUUCCGGGACGUUGCUCUGAUUCCAUUCAUUGUCAGUGUAGCUCAGGAUUUUCUGGAUUGAAUGGACUUGAUCGCUGCAAAAAAAUGACAUCUGCUGUGCAACCUUCAAUAACACAAUGCACAUCAUUCUUAGCGUUCAUAGAAAGAACAGGAAGGAAAAGAGAAAUGUAUAGGUUUAUGACAGACUCGUCCGAACCAAAUUCAACAAAAAUUGACACCAUGUGGAUAAACCAAAAUCGCUAUAACUACAUUAAUGUACGCUUUUCGGCUAUUUUUACUCCACCAGAAAAUAUCAUGGUUCCUGAUUAUGUCCAGGAAUUCAAGUUUGGUAUUGUAUCUGGACAAAUACAGCUGAAUUUAGCGAAAGUUGAUAGGAACGAUGCAACAAAACAUUUUACAAGCAUAAAUAAGACAACGCUGAAUUGUCCGUACAACCCUGGGUCGCUUAAUCCAAAUGGUGGAGUGUACUGGUGCAACUUCACCAACGAAAACUUUGACCGAAUCCUAGAACAUGGAGAUAAUUUAACGAUCUCUGUAAUUGUUACAAAUGGAGGAUACAGAAAGCUAAAGAGACAGUCGACUACAUAUACGGAUACGUUCAUUGGACAAAAGUCAACAAAGGCAACAAGAUUCAGAUUUGACUUUGUCAGCCCUCGUCAUUGUGCUAUUAAUAACAAUUGCUCGUCAAGACCAUUCAGUGUUUCAGAAGACAUUACGAAGAAUCCUUUAUAUUUCACAUGGGAUGGAUGGACUGAUGAGAUGUCAGGAAUUCACGGCUUUUCCAUUCAGGAAUAUCUGUUAAAACCUGAUCAGAGAUUACAGCCAAAUUUAACAGAACCAGACCCUUGGAAAGCCAGAAAUAUAUUUAAACUGGAUAAGAACACACGAUCUUUUACACGUACUCCAUCUGAGCCAGGCAUGUAUUCCUAUAUUUUGAAUGUCAUGGACUCCGCCAAUAACACCGAAUUUGCGAGAAGCCUUGUUUUGUAUGACCCAUUGUCAGAAGUGACUUUGUCUACCAUUAACAACAUAUCGAACUUUAAAGUCACGAGUGGAGUAACAGAGACUAACUUCACUUGGCAAGACAAUCUAAUAAAAAAUGUGGAAGUGACAUGGAAGAAUCAUUUCAGAAACAGCUUUCUCGAAGACAAUAAACUUUUACUUCCAGUGAGCCCAUAUAAAAAUUAUGAUUUUUAUACUCAGAAAAGUAAACUUGUCUUAAAUAAACUAGAUGACUAUGAUGGAAACAGAACAUUAAAAGGAAUACAAAAUGUGCAUGGCAUCGUAAGAUUCGAUUAUGCGUUUAGAAAUGCCGAUCAAGGCAACAGUAAUCCCACUCACUGGAAUAUCGUCGACAACAUGUUCUCCGAGACUCAGACCGUAAACUUCAGCAGAAGAGAUGGUGACGGAAUAUAUUUCUGGGUUAAAGCAACUGAUGCAUUGGGAAACACUAAAAGUGACAUGACUCAAAUUUAUUUUGAUUCCACUCCACCAAGGGAACUGACUGAAGCUAGUGUUUUGUUUAUGCCAAAUACCAACGUAACUACUUAUCACUUUUCAAGUCGCUUGCAUGUCAUAACUAGUGACGAAGACAGUGGAAUCUAUAGAAUAAACUGGAAACUAAUUUCAAACAACAGUGGAAUAGUUUUUAAGUCAGGAUAUAUAGAAGGAAAUCAAACAAAGUUUGAUCCUGGAAUCAGGGAAGGAUACAGAAUUCCCAAGGGAGACAUCUAUUACUACAGUCAUUUCCUAGAUAUAGAUAACUGUUGGAUGGUAGUAGCGAAAGAAAACUAUAUAACAGAAUAUGUGAUGCUUGAAUUGACUGUGUACAAUAUGGCAAUGAAAUCCACUGUGUACAACCAUACUAUUUCUGACUUGCCUUCACUGAAUGGAAUGGAUCAAUAUUCAGGUCCCAUGAAUUUACAUGUAGCAGCAACUUAUGACAAUGGAGUGCGCUUAAAAUGGACCGUUGCACCAAGUUGCUACAGCAAAACCAAUAUUGUUGUAAAAUACCGUUCAUCCGAUGGUCGAACGUUUACUAAAUAUAUUAACACAAAAGCGGAUUGGUUCGAUCUUACUGGUUUGAAUUCAGAGACCAGCUACAACCUCUCAUUUGUCACGGAAUAUGGAGAUGAAACAAGCGAUCCAAUAUUUUUAUCUUUUAAAACAAAAGAAUCGCCCACUGCUCUUACUGGAGGGGCAGUUGCUGGAAUAUCUAUCGUCUUUCUCCUUUUGAUCGGCGGGGUAAUCUUUAUGGUGGUUCUAUGGCGCAUGGGGCGAUUAUCUUUAGUUAGAAAUGAAAUACAACGCCGGGUAACAGUUGUUCGAACAAGAAUUAACAAUCGUUUUUCCAAUGCACAUGAAAAUCCAACAUACGAUGAUGACAUUUACAUUUAUGGUCAUAUGGAAUUCAAUGAGUCGGAUAGUUGGAUUUUACCAGCUUCGUCAAUUGUUUUUGAAUCUCUAAUAACAACAGGUCGAUUUGCUGAUAUAUACAGAGCUAUGUACAGGCCCAAAGGAAAUCGAGAGGAAAGAGGAAUUGUCGUGGCGAAAACGUUAAAAAGUGGUUACUCGGAAGAAAACGCUCUAAUGAUGAGGGCAAAAAUAAAUUUCUUUGGGAAAGAAGUUGGAGAACAUCAAAAUAUCCUCCUUUUCAUUGGGGCCGUGGUGGACAAUAGAGCAAUUGGACCAUACAUGAUACUUGAAUUCUGUGAAAAAGGACAACUUAGAGAUUGGUUAUUGCAGCAAAAGAAUGCUACAACUGAGGAUACGGUUGAACAAUUGUACCGUAUUACAUAUGGUAUAUCCAAAGGAAUGUGUUACCUUGAAACAAAACAGAUUGUACAUAAGAAACUCGCAGCAAGAAACGUAUUGCUCACCGAUGAACUAGAGCCCAAGAUUUAUGGCUUUGGUCCAGAACCCCUGCAGAAAGAGGACAAUGAUGCAGAUGGGGACAUAAAAUCUGAUGAAAAGGAACGCAUUCCAAUAAAGUGGACAGCACCAGAAUGUCUGACUUCAAUGAAAAACUCGACAACUAAAAGUGAUGUAUGGUCCUUUGGUAUUGUGGUUUGGGAGAUAUUCAGCCUUGGGGAUAGUCCAUAUCCAGGAAUGCGAAGUCGACAGAUUCAAGAGGAAGUAAAAAAUGGUCAUAGAAUGAAAAAACCCGAAUUUGCCAAUGACUUCUACUGCAAACUAAUGAUACGAUGCUGGCAAGCCAAACCUAAACAGAGACCAACAUUCAAAGAAAUUAUGGGAGACAUAGGGCAAACAUUUGGAUCCGCACCAUCAGAUGAAUGUUACUAUUACUCUGAAAAAUAA